CCCAAAAUUCAUCAAGUAAAGGGAAAUCAAGAUCAUCAUAACUCACAACUUUGUCACCUCUGCUACUGUUCGAGGUCCAACAAGAACGACUCUCGGAGGAUGCGCAAAAAGGUGCUUAUGAUCUGCCAAAAUCGUACUUUUUCUUUGCCAUAAAGAACUGGAUGUAAAAUUUAUUGAUAACGCUGGCCCAUAAAAAGCUUGAAAAGAUGGGGUGCCCACAUCAACAGUCUGAAGUAGUUGCAGUUUCUCGAGACACUAAGGAUUGUUCCUGUACGCCUCCCAGAGCUUCUUCGGCAUUUAUGGUUAAUUCAGAAAUCGGUGCAGUCUUGGCCGUUAUGAGAAGAAACGUACGGUGGGGAGUUCAUUACAUGGCAGACGAAGAUCAACUCGAGCACCCUCUUAUCAAAUCUUUCAAAGAAAUACGUAAAAAAGUCUUCUCAUGGCAACGUCAAUGGCACACCAUUAAUCCCAUUAUGUAUCUUCAGCCCUUUUUAGAUGUUAUUCAGUCAGACGAAACUAGUGCACCAAUAACGGGCGUUGCUUUAUCAUCGAUUUACAAAUUCUUAUCCCUCGAUGUUCUUGAUCUGGAAACCGUUAAUGUAGCUGAUGCAUUACAUCUUAUAGUUGAUGCUGUGACAAGUUGUCGAUUUGAAGUGACCGAUCCAGCGUCUGAGGAAGUUGUAUUGAUGAAGAUACUUCAAGUUCUUUUAGCGUGCAUGAAAAAUAAGGCGUCGGUUAAAUUGAGUAACCAACAUGUUUGCAAUAUAGUGAACACUUGUUUUCAGAUAGUUCAUCAAGCAAGCUCGAAAGGCGAAUUGUUGCAGAGAACAGCUCGACACACGAUGCAUGAAUUGAUUAGAUGUGUUUUUAUGCAUCUGCCUGAUGUUGGUGAUAAUAAAGAACAAGAAUUCACUUUGGAAGGCAGAUCAGAUGAUGGUGGUGAGGUCGACAUUCCCGAUAAGGAUCAUUCAUCGACUAGUAAACCACAGGACAAUGGCUACACGGGUUCGAAAAUCGAAUCUGUUGGAGGUGCUUUGGAUCUUUCCACCGAAAUGCCCGAAGUUAAGAUGGAUGAAACCACCGGGGAUAUUGGAGAGACAAAAAACCAUCUUGUGACGGACCCUUAUGGCGUUCCAUCGAUGGUGGAAAUCUUCAACUUUCUUUGUUCUCUUUUAAAUGCAGUUGAGCACGUUGGCGUGGGCCCACGAUCCAACUCGCUAGCAUACGAUGAAGAUGUUCCUUUAUUUGCUUUGGGCUUGAUCAACUCGGCCAUCGAGUUAGGUGGGGCCGCUCUCAGCCAUCAUCCCGAAAUUUUGGCUUUGGUGCAAAACGAUCUAUUCCAUAGCUUAAUCCAGUUCGGAUUAUCUCCGAGUCCACUGAUUCUUUCAACCGUUUGUAGCAUCGUUUUGAAUCUUUAUCAUCUUAUGCGCGUAAAGCUCAAGCUGCAGCUAGAAGCGUUUUUCUCUUCGGUUCUUAUGAAGAUUGCACUCAAUAAACAUGGAGCUUCGUAUCAACAACAGGAAGUUGCCAUGGAAACUCUUGUUGAUCUUUGCAGGCAGCCAACUUUCAUUCACGAAAUGUACGCCAAUUACGACUGUGACAUUUCCUGCAGCAAUGUGUUUGAAGAUCUUGCGAAUUUGUUAUCGAAAAGCGCAUUUCCUGUUAGUAGCCCGCUUUCUGCUAUCCACGUUCUUGCUCUUGAAGGAUUGAUCGCUAUGAUUAAUGGUAUGGCUGAAAAGAUUGGCGAUGAAGUGCCGUUUCUAGAACCGGAUGCAUCAACUAUCGAAGAUCAUGAGUCAUUCUGGAAGGUGAAAUGUGAAAACUACGAGAAUUCUGAUUUUUGGGUACCGUUUAUCCGUAAAAUGAAGCAUAUUAAGAAGAAAUUGAUGAUCGGGGCUGAUCAUUUCAACCAGGAUCCAAAAAAAGGUCUGCAAUUUCUUCAAGGAAUGUAUUUGUUGCCCGAAUCGCUCGAUCCUGUAAGUGUAGCGUGUUUUUUACGGUACACAAUCGGGUUAGACAAGAAUCUUAUCGGAGAUUAUCUUGGAAAUCACGAUCAAUUUUGUGUUGAUGUGCUUCAAGAAUUCGCGAGAACUUUUGAUUUUCAAGACAUGAAUCUGGAUAUCGCAUUGCGAGUUUUCUUGGAAACAUUUAGAUUGCCGGGUGAAUCGCAGAAGAUACAGCGAGUUGUGGAGGCGUUUGCUGAGCGAUAUUAUGAGCAAUCGCCUCAUAUUUUGGCCAAUAAAGAUGCCGCAUUGCUGUUAUCGUAUUCUCUGAUAAUGCUUAAUACCGAUCAACACAAUGCACAGGUGAAAAAGAAGAUGACAGAAGAAGAUUUUAUCCGCAACAACCGACGGAUAAAUGGUGGCAAUGAUCUUCCGCGGGAGUAUUUAUCCGAGCUUUACCACUCGAUUUGCGAGAACGAGAUCCGAAUGACCCCGGAACUCGGUGUCGGUUUUCCGGUCAUGACCCAUGAUAACUGGGUCGGUCUAAUUCACAAAUCCCGACAAACCGCUCCGUUUAUCAUCUGUAGCACCGGAGAACGUAUCAACAACGAAAUGUUCGCUAUAUUGUCGGGUCCCACUGUUGCCGCUCUCUCGGUGGUCUUGGAUCUUGUAGAACAAGAAGACGUGUUGCAAACAUGUAUCGAUGGAUUCCUAGAUGUCGCUAAGAUUGCGGGUUGUUAUCAUCUUGACGACGUGCUAGACGGGUUGCUCGUUUCUUUAUCUAAAUUUACGACACUCUUGCUUCCGAUGUCGAUCGAAGAAUCCGUUCUUGCUUUUGGUGACGAUACUAAAGCCCGAAAGGCAACCGUAGCGGUUUUUACGAUAGCGAAUACAUACGGUGACUAUCUUCGCUCGGGUUGGAGAAACAUUCUCGAUUGUAUUUUGAGCUUGCACAAAUUGGGUCUUUUGCCUGCUCGGAUGGCCAGUGAUGCAGCCGAUGAUUUGGAGUCUGUUUCCGAGCCAGACUUGGGGAAAUCGCCUUUGGUCUCACCAGCCGGAUACACGAAACCCCUUUUGGCUCCAGCUCGGAAAUCAUCUGGCCUAAUGGGCCGAUUCAGCGAGUUCCUAUAUUACGAUACGGAAAAGCCUGCUCCACAACCGUCAGAAGAACAGGUUGAAGCUCGCAAUCGGGCCACGGAAACUGUUAAAGAUUGCCAUAUUGAUAGUGUCUUCACGGAAAGUAAGUUUCUUCAAUCCGAGUCUCUUUCGAAUCUUGCCCAAGCCUUGAUAUUAGCCGCGGGUCGAUCCCAAAAGGGAAAUAAUAGUUCAAUAGAAGAUGAAGAUGCUGCUAUAUUUUGUCUCGAGUUGCUUAUUACAGUUGCGCUAAAUAACCGGGAUCGGAUUAUGCUUUUAUGGCAAGGUGUUUAUGAGUACAUAGCCAAUAUCGUUCAAUCGGCCGUGAUGCCGAGCACUUUAGUUGAGAAGGCGGUUUUCGGGCUCAUUCGAAUUUGCCGACGUCUUCUUCCGUAUAAAGAAGACCUAACCGACGAGCUUCUUAAAUCCCUUCAACUUAUCUUGAAACUCGAUGCUCGGGUGGCCGAUGCGUACUGUGAGCACAUCACGCAAGAAGUUAUGCGGCUCGUAAAAGCAAACGUCGGCCAGAUCAAAUCUCACAUGGGCUGGCGUACAAUUACGUCUCUCCUCUCGAUCACGGCUCGGCAUCCGGAAGCUUCCGAGCCUGGAUUCGAGACCUUGGAAUUCAUCAUGCUCGAUGGGGCCCACUUGCUACCGGCAAACUUCGUACUCUGCGUCAAUGCUGCUCGCCAGUUUGCCGAGUCUCGGGUCGGAGACGUGGCCCGGUCGCAGAAAUCUUUAGAUUUGAUGGCAGGUUCUGCGGUUUGCCUGGUUCGGUGGUCUCGUGAGACUCGGGAAGCCAUGGGGGAAGAAGCCGAAGCCGCUAUACGGCUCUAUCAAGAUAUCGGAGAGAUGUGGCUCAGGUUGGUUCAAGCUUUACGGAAAGUAUGUAUCGACCCACGAGAAGAGAUCCGGAACCACGCGAUCUUGAUGCUGCAGCGAUGCUUAACGGGUCUAGACGGGAUUAAUCUUCAUGAUGAGAUGUGGGUCCAAUGCUUCGACUCGGUAAUCUUUCCUUUAAUCAACGAUUUGUUAGAAAUCGCACGAGAAAAGUCCGCCAAAGAGUACCGAAACAUGGAAACAACCCUUGUUUUAUCCCUAAAGCUCAUGUCAAAAUCGUUCCUACAUUCUUUGCCGAGCAUUUCCCGCUUGAUAUCGUUCCAAAAAACAUGGCUCGGGGUUCUAACUUGCAUGGAUCAAUACGAAAAGGUCAAAUUCCGAGGGAAACGAAGUGAAAAGAUUCACGAACUAGUCCCGGAGCUCCUCAAGAACACGCUGCUCGUCAUGAAAUCGACCGGAAUUCUUUCACCGACCAACACCGCAGGUUCCGACGGGCUUUGGCAGGAGACGUGGUUACACCUGGAAAACGUGGCACCGUCGUUGCGGUCGGAGGUGUUUCCGGAUAACGAACCGGAGACCAUGGGUGCGAGUCCAGUUCCUGGGGUUAACCUAUUGGUUCCAUGAGGUGGGUCUGAUCCAGAAUUGGUUGAGUUUGUGGGUUUGAUUAAAAUUUUGAUGGGCAGAAUGAGUUUUAAAUCUGUAUACUUUUAGUAGAUUGGAUAAUUGUUGGUCUUCAGAUGAACCAUUGUUUCUUGAUUUUGACUUUUGUUUGACUUUGAGAUUUGUUGACCCUUUUGGCCCAUCAAAGGGAUAUAUAGAGUCACUCACACACAAGUUGUAUUGGCAUUUGGCAUACCCAUUUUUUGG
Molecule: messenger RNA, 4784 nt
Organism: Cynara cardunculus var. scolymus (artichoke)
Lineage: Eukaryota; Viridiplantae; Streptophyta; Magnoliopsida; Asterales; Asteraceae
Product: ARF guanine-nucleotide exchange factor GNOM-like
Exons: 3
Coding region: 207-4541 (1444 amino acids)
Biological process (GO): regulation of ARF protein signal transduction
Molecular function (GO): guanyl-nucleotide exchange factor activity
Source: RefSeq, a predicted model, not a curated record